AUGCAGGCAUCCAGACGGUGUCACUUAAGCGAAGCAGCCCGAGAGGAGGUGCAAGGCCGGGCUCCCCCCACUUCUGCAGCCCGAGAGAAAAAAGAACGAGCCCAUCCCAGUGACAACACAGACACUGGGCAGCUCUGGGAGGAUUUUUUUCCCCCAUUGCCAAAAUAUGAGGAAUGCUCGCUGGGCACCGGAGUGGCGCUGGCACGUUUCCGAGAACCACUGGGAAAUCUGAGCAGGGGUGUGGAAACUGGCUCGCCGGCCAUGACACCCGGCCCGCGCCCGGCCCGCCACCAGGAUGACAGCGGCCUGGCCGACCCUGCGCCCCACGGCCGCACCGUCAGCCCUGUGGCCUACCUGAGGGAGCCGGGCAGUGCCGGGUCCCGUCGUGCAGCGUCAGUGGUGGUUGAGAGAACGGGUGGCGGUCACAUUCGGCGUGUCCCCAGCCCGGGGGACGGGGCCCCGGGAAGGCCCCGCAUCGCUGCACUAGCGCCCCGCGCCUCAGGGCACGCGCCCCAAAGCUCGGCCAGCUGGCCCGUCCGAGGGGCUGCGGAGAACAGCGGAGGAACCUUCCCGCCUCAAGCCCGCUCGGCUCUAACUCCCGCCAUCCAAGAUGGCGGCACCAGCACCCGCGAUGAAGACGCUCUCAGGGCUGUCCGGGGCGAGCUAGCCCUGCGCUCGACACUCGUCUCCACGACCUGCGGCGCCGGCGGGCUCACUGCCUCUGCGCGAGCUCUCGGGCUCGGCUGGCCGCUUAAAACUGGGCUCGGGGAUCCAUCGCUCCGGCCUGGAAUGUGGCCCCGCCUCCGGGGGCGUGGCCUCGCGGUUCGGUCCUGCGGCCGCCAUUUCGGGGUUGACUCGGUGGUGGCGGUGUGACUGUCUCUGGUCGCAGGCCAGCGGUAUGGAGCCGCAGCCGCGCUCCGGCCACCCGCGAGGCCCUCGGCGGGCCAGACGCGCCUGGUGACACACGGCGCAGGACCCCAGCUCUGGUGCUUCCUCUCCGAAGUUGACAUCCGUGGAGAAUGGCGGCCUAGGGGUUUUGUGGGAAAGCCCUCAUACUAUGGGAAAUCUCAGGUUCCUCAUUUGUAGGUCGAGGGUUCGCUGUAGAACACCAGGUUGACCAAAAACUAAAAAUAUGGUGUUGCAUACCUGUAAUGCCAGCGCUUGGAAAGUGAGGGCAGGAGGGUCAGGAGUUCACGGUCAUAUGAGCUGCAUGACCCCCUGUCUCAAAAAAUAAUCAUUAAAAAAAAGGAUAGAAAAUUAAAAUUGGCCCAUGGUAAAGGGUGUUGUGCGUCUUCGUACAGCCCCAAUGGAAUAGACACCUGGAGGGCAAUGUGUAUUGUCAAUUGUGCUUUUUCUCCCCUCUUUGAAAUAGGUUCUCUAUCUAUCUAUUUAUUUAUUUAUUGUGGUUUUUCAAGACAGGGUUUCUUUGUCUAACAGGCCUGUCUGUCCUGGAACUCACUUUGUAAACCAGGCUGGCCUCGAACAAAGAGAUCGGUCUGCCUCUGCCUCUUGAGUGCUGGGAUUAAAGGCAUGUGCCAGAUUCCCUCUUAAUUUGAGGCUGGCCUCAGACUCCGGUUCUCCUACCUCUGUAGCCAUUUGGGGACCCGCAAGGUGACUCAGAGUAAAAAAGUUUGCAGAUGAUGGUCCCCUGAUGGAAGAGAGAACAGGGUCCUGAAAGUUAUCCUCUGACCUCAAUUCGAACCCGGUGCUACGUGCACAACCUGCAACCGCAUUUACAAAUACACAGUCAAUUUUUUUUUUUAAGUCAUCAUUUAUAAGUAAACAUCUCUUGGCAUUUAGUACAUUCACAAUAUUGUGUAA
Mus pahari (shrew mouse) is the source of this 1821-nucleotide messenger RNA. RefSeq lists its product as uncharacterized. The record is from RefSeq and is a predicted model, not a curated record. The transcript is spliced from 2 exons. Lineage: Eukaryota; Metazoa; Chordata; Mammalia; Rodentia; Muridae. Bases 1 to 873 code for a protein of 290 amino acids.